Messenger RNA from Suricata suricatta (meerkat), 1310 nucleotides. It is a transcript of the gene GADD45B, whose product is annotated as growth arrest and DNA damage inducible beta. The record is from RefSeq and is a predicted model, not a curated record. Gene Ontology annotation, biological process: regulation of cell cycle. The transcript is spliced from 4 exons. NCBI's taxonomy places the organism in Eukaryota, Metazoa, Chordata, Mammalia, Carnivora, Herpestidae. Gene Ontology annotation, cellular component: nucleus; cytoplasm. The coding region runs from base 254 to 736 and encodes 160 amino acids.
CGCCGGCGGCGGCGAGCUCAGAUCGCUGAAGUCCGGACUGCGACCUUUGCCGCAACGGCCGCGCGGAUUAUUCUCGCCGAGGACUUUCCAUUUUUUUGCUACCUUCUUUUGAGGAAGAUUUCGCUGCCUUCCGAAGGUCUGGAACCAGCGCUCGGGCUCCGUGGGAAGGUUUUAGCUUUCCGGCCUCGGACUUAGCGGUUUCUCCCUUGGGACUGUCGUGGGGCUGUUUUCCACUGUGGAUUAUAACUGCAACAUGACGCUGGAAGAGCUCGUGGCGUGCGACAACGCGGCGCAGAAGAUGCAGACCGUGAGCGCCGCGGUGGAGGAGCUGCUGGUGGCCGCGCAGCGCCAGGACCGCCUCACCGUGGGGGUGUACGAGUCAGCCAAGUUGAUGAAUGUGGACCCUGACAGCGUGGUCCUGUGCCUUCUGGCCAUCGAUGAGGAGGAGGAGGAUGACAUCGCCCUGCAGAUCCACUUCACGCUCAUCCAGUCCUUUUGCUGCGACAACGACAUCAACAUCGUCCGGGUGUCAGGCAUGCAGCGCCUGGCGCAGCUGCUGGGCGAGCCCGCGGAGACCCAGGGCACCGCCGAGGCCCGGGACCUGCACUGCCUCCUGGUCACGAACCCUCACACGGAUGCCUGGAAAAGCCACGGUCUGGUGGAGGUGGCCAGUUACUGCGAAGAGAGCCGAGGGAACAACCAGUGGGUCCCCUGUGUGGCCCUCCAGGAGCGUUGAGACCCUUCCCAGCAUCAGAAGCUGCUGAGUUGCUGCCAAAAAAAUAAUAAAAUAAAUAUUUGACCCCUCCCCCCAAGAAUCACCCCCUAGAACCACCCAACCUGUGAGACCGUGGGGGCAGAAUCAGUGGAGAAGAGGGGAGCGCGUGGCCACCCCCAGGGCGGUGAGCCUGGAGCAGUGCCAGCUGGGCCACGGUCACAGGAGGAGAGGGGACCUGGCCAGCAGGAGAGGGGCUGGAGCCCAGGCUUCGUGGCAGAGUGGCGGCGGAGCGGCUGGAGCGGGGGAGCCGCGCCCACGGCGGGGCCUGGGCUGCCCUCUCGGGGAGGACCAGGAGACCCGUGCUGACUUCUGCGUGGGACUCGGCGACCGAGGGUCUGCACCCUUGUCAGGACUGUGCUUCGGGACUCAGGAGCUGGGGCUGAUGUCGCUCUGUACCCGUGAACUCCCAGUUCGCGAAUGUCGUGGACCAUCUGUUUUGUUACUUGCUCCACUGGGAGAGACUGGGAGACGGGAAUCCUACAGAUGCAUAUAUUUUUAGUUCUCUGAUGAUCUUGUAAUAAAUUUCUAAAGCUUC